UGCGAGCUCGCUACAGACGCUUAAUAGUCUUUUUUUUUAAUUAUACAUAUCUCGUAUUUCUCUUUAUAUUAUUUUGUUCCGAGACCCCAUUAUAUUUUUAACAUUUAGGAAAAUGGCUGACACGAAAGUCGAUACCAGCUCGGAAGUCUCCGCCAAGGACCUUAAAGAAAAGAAGCAGGUUGAGGAGGCGGAAAACGGAAAGGAUGCCCCUGCUAAUGGAAAUGUGGAAAAUGAGGAGAAUGGCGAUCAAGAAAAUGAAGUAGAUGAGGAGGAUGAUGAGGUGGCUGAAGAAGAUGAGGAAGAUGAUGGAGAAGGCAAGGCCUUAAAUAAACCAACUUGAUGAGAAUGAUUAAAAAAAAAACAUACGGCUAUAGCUCCACCUAUGUGUUGACAGCCAAGUCAUAUAAACAAAGAUGCAAUACUAAGAAUGAAUAACUACAUUGCAGGUGAUGAUGAUGAUGAUGAAGAUGACGAGGCUGAGGGCGGCACAGGAAAAAGAGCGGCCGAGGAAGAUGAUGAGGAUGAUGUUGAAACCAAGAAGCAAAAGACUGAUGUGUAAGAAGCUACUCUGCUGAAAAUCUCAUCCCUCCUUUCCUUAACUCGUCCACUGGGGGAGGAAAAACAUGAUCAUCAUCAAGUAGAGUCCAGCAUCCGUGUACACACACCUAACUGCAGAUUUUGUAGAAACAACCAAGACUUCAAAGCUCUACCUUCUUACAAAAUACUUUAAAAGGAAAAAUUUGUUUGUAUUUUUAUUUACAUUUUAUAUUUUUGUACAUAUUGUUAGGAGGUCAGCCAUUUUUGACCGUGAUCUCUGGUUACCAAACGGUGCUUUGAAGUUGAUGCUUCUCUAUGAAAUAGAUUUUACUUGUGGUUUGACCAUGUCAUGUUAUCUCAAAAGAAACUUGUAAAAAACUAAGCAAAAAAAGAAACCAUGAGAAAAAAAAAACAUUAAUUCAAAGCAUUCCAGUAACUUUGUGUAUGUACAUCAGUUGUAUCAUACGUAGUUGGAUUGUAUGAGAGGGCAAGGCCAAAAGAAAAGAAUUUUCUUCUUUUCUUUCUUGUCUGUUAAAUUGCUAUCUAUUUGUGGCCUGUUCAAUGUAUGUGUGCAAUUUGUUGUGCGACAAUAAACCGAAAUUUAUUUUGUGAGUUCUUA
This is a messenger RNA of Carassius carassius (crucian carp), 1156 nucleotides long. Its product is annotated as prothymosin alpha-A. The record is from RefSeq and is a predicted model, not a curated record. The transcript has 4 exons. Gene Ontology annotation, biological process: negative regulation of apoptotic process; positive regulation of transcription by RNA polymerase II. The coding region runs from base 113 to 340 and encodes 75 amino acids. Lineage: Eukaryota; Metazoa; Chordata; Actinopteri; Cypriniformes; Cyprinidae. Gene Ontology annotation, cellular component: nucleus. Gene Ontology annotation, molecular function: histone binding.